CUCUCGAGGCGGACUCGGGAGCAGCGCCGACGCCGAGAGCUGCCGGCGCCGCCGCCGCCGCUAGCCCGGCAUGGCCAUGGCGUCCCCGGCCAUCGGGCAGCGCCCGUACCGGCUACUCUUGGACCCAGAACCGCCGCGCUAUCUACAGAGCCUGAGCGGCCCCAAGCCGCCGCCGCCGCCGCCGUCCCCGGGCCGGCCCUCGCGCCGCUGCGCCCCGGCGCCCCUCUCCACUGCGCCCGGGGCGCACGAGGGACGCUGUGCCAGAAGGGCUGCCCGGGGGGACUUGGAGCCACAGCCUCGGGCUUCCCGACCCGCUCGCCCGCUCCGGCCUGGUCUGCAGCAGAGACUGCGGCGGCGGCCUGGAGCGCCCCGGCCCCGAGACGUGCGGAGCAUCUUCGAGCAGCCGCAGGAUCCCCGCGUCCCGGCGGAGCGAGGCGAGGGGCACUGCUUCGCCGAACUGGAGCUGCGGAGUGGCUGGGGCUGGUGUGACCUGUGCGGACGAGAGGUGCUGCGUCAGGCGCUGCGCUGCGCUAACUGUAAAUUCACCUGCCACCCGGAGUGCCGCAGCCUGAUCCAGCUGGACUGCAGUCAGCAGGAAGGCCCCUCCCGGGACAGACCCUCUCCAGAAAGCACCCUCACUUCGACCUUCAGCCAGAAUGAGUGUAAACCCCCAGAGGAGCCGUGGUGCCCGCCCACGCUGCAGGAGAUCAAGCAGAAGAUCGACAGCUACAACACCCGGGAAAAGAACUGCCUGGGCAUGAAGCUGAGCGAGGACGGCACCUACACGGGUUUCAUCAAAGUGCAUUUGAGACUUCGGCGGCCGGUGAUGGUGCCUGCUGGGAUCCGGCCGCCGUCCAUCUACGACGCCAUCAAGGAAGUGGACCUGGCAGCAACCACGGACAAGCGGACAUCCUUCUACCUGCCGCUGGACGCCAUCAAGCAGCUGCACAUCUGCAGCACCACCACGGUCAGUGAGGUCAUCCAGGGGCUGCUCAAGAAGUUCAUGGUCGUGGACAGUCCCCAGAAGUUUGCACUUUUUAAGCGGAUACACAAGGACGGGCAAGUGCUCUUCCAGAAACUCUCCGUUGCGGACUGCCCCCUCUACCUGCGCUUACUCGCUGGGCCUGACACGGAUGUGCUCAGCUUCGUGCUAAAGGAGAACGAAACUGGAGAGGUGGAGUGGGAUGCCUUCUCCAUCCCCGAGCUCCAGAACUUCCUAACAAUCCUGGAAAAGGAGGAGCAGGACAAAAUCCAACAAGUGCAGAAGAAGUAUGACAAGUUUAGGCAGAAACUGGAGGAGGCCUUAAGAGAAUCCCAGGGCAAACCUGCCUAGCUGGUCCUGCUUCCUCUUCUCCCGAUGCCCACGGAUUUAUUUUUAUUAUUAAUUAUUAUUUUGCCACAGACACUUUUUCUCAGGACACCUCUGUUGGGUGCAUCUGUGCCCGCCCAGCAGUUCCAGACGUGGCACAAAAUCUCUGAUGGACACGUGUGUGCGUGGAGUUGGGGCCUGCCCACCGUCACGCUGUGCCCUCUGCACACUGCCCAGGAGCAGCGCUCACUCGUGUGAAAGUUCCGCCACGUCCUCUCACCAUCGGCAAGCCUUUCACAAACCAAAUAGUUGCCUCUCUCCACACCAGCCGGCAAAGGAAAGAAAAAAGAUUUUAGAGAUAUAUGUUCUUUCUCUGCCUUUUAUUCUUUUUCAAUUUCUUUCUUAUUUGCCAUCCACGGUUCCCUUAUUUAUGAGUCCAAGAAUUGUAGCAUAUUCCUUUAGCAGGUCUGAGCUGAGCCCCUGAGAGCACGACAGUACUCAUAAAAGGACUGUCCCCCACUUUCCCCAGGUGCCCGUUGUUCAUGCUUAAGGGAAGGUCAUAAAGCCACUGGCUCGGCUCAGGAGCACCGAAGCUGAGAUUGCCUGAGGAAUUUCCAGAGAAGCUGCAGCGGCCCUGGCCCUGAUGGCCCAAAAGUCUGAGCCCAUGUAAACCCAAAGGCAUACAUAUCUGUGUAUGUGUGGUCUUCAGCCAUAUCUUUGUCAACAACCCUUUGUAACUGAGUUACAGUUUUGAAUUUAAUAUUGCCAUCAUCCUCCUGUGUUUCCACCCAAGGGAAACCAGCCAUUUACCAUUUUUAAAGUCUCCUGCUGAGUACGGAAAUCAGGCAGUCAAAGCCAAAACAUGUUGCAGCUAAAGGUGUCCAAGCUGUCUUCAGCCUUCCCCGGGCUAGAGAGCAGAGGAGGCCUGGCUGCCUUGGUUUCCCUUUGGCCUCCAGCACUGCCUCGCUCCUCCCACUGGGACUCUGGGAUCUCCAGAUACCGCCAGAGGAGCUGCCUUGAGUACAGAGUGGGGAACCUCCAACUCAGCCAACUUGGAGACCUUUAUGUUCGAAGAAUGGCCAGCCGUGGGGCUGGCCUCCUGCUGACCUCAGUGCCUUUUUGUUUUCAAAGAGGGACCGGAGCAGGGGCAUUUGCUGGAGGCUCUGCUGCUGGCUUGCUCCUGCCAGGAAGUGGACCGCGGCAGUGUGGGAGACAAGGCCAGGAGAAUCUUCCCUCCAGGUAUGGGACGAGGGUCGCAGACCUCCUUCCCGUCUAAGGUCCUGGGCUCUGACUUCCAAGAAGUGAGGUCAAACUGCCUGGACAGGGCGGAUCAGAUUCCCAACUCUACAUGUGUACUGGCUCCUUGCUUAGGUCCAAACUUAAAACUAGCCAAACAAUUCAAGCCGGUAGCCAGGACUACAGAGACACUCCUGCACAGAGGAGAAGGACUCUGGACUUUCAAAGCGGGGCCAGUUUUCCAGUGCAGCCUCUGAGAGACCAUUUCUUCGUCAGCCUCUGAGAGACCAUUUCUCUGUCGUCCUCUGCCUUCCCAAGUCCCUGUUGGGUUGGUUUGAGCCCACACUUCUUUGUGUAGCCUCAGCAGUUCCCUCCCUCCCUGACCCUUGCUGAGUCCACAGGCCCCUGAUCACAGAAGGAAUGCAGACCCCUCAUCAUGCAAACUACUUAGUCUUCAGAGCUGCAAAAACAGGACGAGUUAAGCAGCUCAAAAGAGAUUUUUUACAUCAUAAAAACCCUAGUUAUCUGCUAUCUCCUGCUCAGCCUUAUCACGUCCCCCGCUUAAAAAAAUCUCUCUCCCUGCUGUGUAUCGACAGGGGUGGGUGCAGAGUCCUCUUUUCUUCAAGCUGCAUGUCUUUAACAUGAAUAGAAGGCAUGGAUCCUGUGCAACCGCUGUGAAUGCUGCUGAGAACCUCCCUCUGAUGGGGUGGCUAUUUUAUUUUUGAGAAGGAAAAGAAGUCAUGUACAUAUAUACAUAAAGGCAUAUAGCUAUAUAUAAAGAGAUAGUGGUGUUUAUGAAAUAAGGAAACUAUGGGAAAAUUCAGACUUUCUCUAAAGCACAGUUAGACCAGGACCCAGGCUGAGGCCCUACCUCCGAAACAGUAGUGUGUAGGGAGUGUCCCUUCCCUCCCAGGGUGGGCAUGACUGCUGGAGUGCCUUCUACUGUUGUGUUGCCCAGUGCGUAAAGUGUUUUCUUUUUAAAUGUCUUUCUUAUGUGGGUUUUAAAGAAAGUAAUAAAAGCUGGUUGCAAAAAUCA
Molecule: messenger RNA, 3581 nt
Organism: Globicephala melas (long-finned pilot whale)
Lineage: Eukaryota; Metazoa; Chordata; Mammalia; Artiodactyla; Delphinidae
Gene: RASSF5
Product: Ras association domain family member 5
Biological process (GO): signal transduction
Cellular component (GO): nucleus
Source: RefSeq, a predicted model, not a curated record